Messenger RNA from Macrobrachium nipponense, 1329 nucleotides. RefSeq names its product zinc finger BED domain-containing protein 4-like. The transcript has a single exon. The record is from RefSeq and is a predicted model, not a curated record. Gene Ontology annotation, molecular function: protein dimerization activity. The coding region runs from base 1 to 1329 and encodes 442 amino acids. Lineage: Eukaryota; Metazoa; Arthropoda; Malacostraca; Decapoda; Palaemonidae.
AUGUAUGAUGAAGCUGUUAAACAAGUUCAGGGCGAGCUAAGAGAAACACCACAUGUAUCGCUCACAACAGAUCUAUGGACUUCAAGGCAAACUAGGGGCUUUAUCACCGUGACUGCUCAUUACAUUAACUCAGAGUGGAAUUUAAAAUCAGCUGUAUUAGAAACGGCUCGUUUGAAAGUUGAUCACACAGCAGAAAAUAUUGCUGAUGAACUAAAACGCAUUUGCACUCUAUGGGAAAUUCUUGAUAAAGAAUGUUGCAUUACUGAUAAUGCAGCAAAUAUUGUGGCAGCAGUCACAAAAUACAUGAAAAUAAAACAACAGCCAUGUUUUGCGCAUACACUGAAUCUCGUUGUGCAAGAUUCAAUAAAAAACACAAAUGAAAUAAAGCUGUCACAAGAAAAAAUUAAGCGCAUAGUGUCUUUUUUUCACCACAGCGUGAAGGCAACAGACAAACUAAGUGAAAUUCAAAACCAAAAUGGAGUGGAAAAGAAAAAGUUAAUAAUGGAUGUUGACACCAGGUGGAACUCGACGUUUUAUAUGAUGGAAAGAUUUCUCGAACAGCAUGAAGCCAUUACCACCACUUUGUGUUUGUUAGGGAAAGGCAACAUGUGCCUUAGUAGUGAGGAACUGGAAGUUGUAAAAGGUGCAGUGUUGCUACUGGGACCGUUUGAAGAGGCAACGAGAGAAAUGUCCACAGAAAAUUUCACCUCCUUGUCAAAGGUUAUUCCAAUUACGAGGGCACUUCAGCAGUGCAUAAACUCAAAUGCUCACAUGAGUGCAGGUUUUGGCACUGAACUGCAAAAACAGUUGCAAAAAAGAUUUGCAACAGUGGAAAAGGUGUUCCAGCUGGGAGCAGCAACGUUGCUAGACGUGAGGUUUAAAAAAGUGUCUUUUGUUGACAUGGGAAAUGUGAAGGUGACUGAAGAGAGAAUUAUGAAUUUAAUGCGCAGUGAAUAUUCUCAAGAGGAGAUAAACGAGUCUGUGCCAGUACCUCAUGUAUCCCAGUCGUCAGAGACAGAGAGCCACAUAAAUGAAGUGCAGGCUAAACGGGGAUCACUCUGGCAAUGCUUUGAUGCUAAAGUGGAAACAACUAUGAAGUCACAACGAUUGACAAGCAUAGGGCCUCACAUUGAAUUGAGGAGGUACCUCGAGGAACCAAUAAUUCCCCGGGAUGAGGACCCAUUGAAAUGGUGGAAAAUGGAUAGUGUACUUUUUCCAAAGUUGCAUGCCUUAGCUAAAAAGUUUCUAUGCAUUCCAGCUACUUCUGUACCUUCUGAAAGACUUUUUUUUCGAAAGCAGGAACUAAUUUCACACAGACGUAGUGCUUGA